Messenger RNA from Onychostruthus taczanowskii (white-rumped snowfinch), 5531 nucleotides. RefSeq names its product cyclin and CBS domain divalent metal cation transport mediator 1 (gene CNNM1). Gene Ontology annotation, molecular function: transmembrane transporter activity. The coding region runs from base 1 to 4563 and encodes 1520 amino acids. Gene Ontology annotation, cellular component: plasma membrane. NCBI's taxonomy places the organism in Eukaryota, Metazoa, Chordata, Aves, Passeriformes, Passeridae. The transcript is spliced from 17 exons. The record is from RefSeq and is a predicted model, not a curated record. Gene Ontology annotation, biological process: transport; magnesium ion homeostasis.
AUGCAGGCUGCAGACAUUUUUAACUUUUUGAAGGUAAGGGGAGGCUCCUGGUUUAACCCCCUCGGCUCGGGGCCCGCCGCCCUGCCGCAGCCCCGCCAGCCCCGAGCGUUCGCUUUGCGCCGGCUCCGGGGGACGUUUUCGGCUCCGCACCACGCAAAACCGGGACGGAGCCGGCACACCGAGACACCGGAGAGCUCGGGACGGGGACCCGCGCGCGGGGACCGGCCAGCACGGUUCGAGACGGUCGCCGGCUGCAGGAACGACAGAGACAGCGAGGAAGAGCUAGCUCCAAACUGCGCCGGGACCCGCGACGCUGGGCGAGGCCCUCGGGGCUCAGCGCUGGAGGCUCCGCGGGACCCGACGGACGCAGCGGGGCUGGGGGCCGCCAGCAGCCCGGAGCACCGGGCCGGUGCUCGCACGAAGGCCAUCGGGCACUGCGGGGAACCGGGGCACGGGGAACCGAGCCGCCGGUCGCCUUUUCCCGCCUGCCUCCGGGCCCAUCGGUGUUCGACCAGCGGCAGGGAAAGAAGAGGGGCGGCAGCAGCAGUGCCUGGUGUGGAAACGUCCGCAUCGGGGGCGGAAAGGACACCACGGUUUGAUGACACCGACAGGACCCCCGUGCCGGGGCCAGCCCUCCGUCGCUGCCUCCUGGACGGAGCGUGGCAGGAUGAACCUGGCUCUGCGCACUGCAGAAGUGCAGACGGCUGUGGUUGCCAGCUCUGGGCGCAAGGUCGUGGCACCGGGCCGGGGAUCGGUGGUGGCUGCCGACAAUCUCGGGAGCCUCAAGGAAUGUCCAUCCGCAGCGAACAUCCUCUCCGUCAGCAGCCGCUUCCCGGGCUAGCCCCGAACUCCCACAAGCAGUCUGCUGCCUCCGGGAUACGCAACGCGCCCGUUCCCGGGCUCUCGGCCGCCGCGGCCCGCACCAGUUCCCGCGUCGCCCAGGCCAUGGACGCAGGGCCCCGGUGCCGCUGCCGGCCCGGGGACGGGGGGCGGACGGCGGGAGGGCUGAGCCGGGCCAGGUGCGGUCCGUCGGGGCCCCGCAGCCCCGGGGAUGGGGCGGCCGCAGCACCAUCUGCUGGUGAGGGGCCCGGCGCGGCGGGGGACCGGCACCCGCCUGCGGACACCCUCCGCGCCGCGGUCAGGAGGUGCCGGGGCUGCGGGCAGCAGGGCGGCUUCGGCAUCGAGGCGUCAAUCUCGCCGCAGGAGUGGCCGAGCGCCGGGGACCCGCCAGCCGCCUCCGGGGACGCCGGCGGGUCGGCCACCUGCGCGCCCCGACCGCCCCAGCGAGGGCCCGAGGGGCGGCGGGAGCGGCCCCGGUGCGCCGGCGGCGAGUCCCGGAGCUCGGCGCGCUCGGCGGAGCCCCGCACAGAGGGGAAGCACUCGGCCUGGGCCCGCUUCAGAGACCGCUGGCAGAAGCCCCUCAGCAAACCCCGACCGCGCAGCGCGGGGGAGGCGCAGCCCCCGCACCGCGACCCGCAGGCAGUGUACCUGGGAGGGCAGCGGAGCGGGCGGCUGGCUGGGCAGAGCUCGCUGCUCGGGCCCGCAGCCCACCCUGCCUGCCAGGGCUGGGGGCUGCCCGUGUCACCGCCCGUGUCACCGCCGCCGGUCUCCGCCGCGGAUCCGCCAGCAUCUCACCAGGUGCGGAGAGAGCGGCGGUGCGGCCCGCCGCGGGGAUGCUCCCGCUCGGGGCGGGCGGGCGAGCUCCUCGGUCCCCUGCGCAGCGUCCCGGUUGGCGGUCCCGGUCGGCGGCCCCGCUCCGCCGGCCCCUCCCGCGGCGGCAGCUGGGGCCGAAGCCGGGGCGCCGUGCUGCUGCUCUUCUUCUCGCUGUCGCCGCGGCCGCCGGCCGCGGCCGCCUGGCUGCUGGGGCUGCGGCCCGAGGACACGACGCCGGGCCGGGUGUCUCUGGAGGGCGGCGCGGUGCAGGCGGCGGAGGGCAGCCGCUUCCUCCUGCGCCUCUACUUCCAGCCGCCGCCCGAGGGCAACGGCAGCCGCGGGCCGGCGGGGGAGCGGGAGCCGCGGCUGGUCUUCAUCGAAGAGGCGGCGGCGGGGAGCACGGCGGCGCGGGGCCCGGCGGAGCGGUGCCGGGAGCGCAGCGCCUGGGCCUCGGACGUGGAGGUGGUGGGGCCGCUGCGCUCGGGCGGCGCGGCGGGCUCGGCGCUGGCCGAGGUGCGGGUGCGGGAGCCGCGCAAGGGCGAGGCGGCGGCGGCGCCGGGCGGGCGGCUCUUCUCGCUGUGCGCCUGGGACGGGCGGGCCUGGGCGCACCACGGUGCGGCGGGCGGCUUCUUGCUGCGGGUGCGGCCGGCCGCCCCGCCGCUGGGCACUUGGCUGCUGCCGCUGCCCGAGGCGGGCUGGCUGCGGGCGCUGGGCGCCCUGCUGCUGCUGGGGCUGUCGGCGCUGUUCAGCGGGCUGCGCCUCUCGCUGCUCUCGCUGGACCCGCUGGAGCUCCGCGUCCUGCGCAACAGCGGCUCGGCCGCCGAGCGGGAGCAGGCGCGGCGGGUGCAGGCGGUGCGCGGCGGCGGCGGCACCUACCUGCUGUGCACGCUCCUGCUGGGGCAGGCGGGGGCCAACGCGGCGCUGGCCGGCUGGCUCUGCGCCUCGCUGCCCGGCGGCGGGCCGGCGGCGGCGGCCGGCGGGCCGCGGGGAGCGCCCUGGCUGCCGGUGCUGCUGUGCACCGCCGCCGUCUUCCUGGGCGGCGAGGUGCUGCCCUACUCGGUGUGCUCGCGGCACGGGCUGGCCAUCGCCUCCCGCACGCUCUGCCUCACCCGGCUGCUGAUGCUGGCCGCCUUCCCCCUGUGCUACCCGCUCAGCCGGUUGCUGGACUGGGCGCUGCGGCAGGAGCUCAGCGUCUUCUCUACGCGGGAGCGGCUGCUGGAGACGCUGCGCGCCGCUGGCCCCCACGGCGACCUGGUGCGGGAGGAGCUGGCCAUGGUGCAGGGCGCGCUGGAGCUACGCACCAAGGUGGUGGAGGAUGUGCUGACACCGCUGGCCGACUGCUUCAUGCUCCGGGCCGAUGCUGUGCUGGACUUCGCCACCGUCUCUGAGAUCCUCCGAUCUGGCUACACUCGCAUUCCAGUCUAUGAGGGUGACCGGCGCGACAACAUUGUCGACCUGCUCUUUGUCAAAGACCUGGCCUUUGUCGACCCUGAUGACUGCACUCCCCUGCAGACUGUCACCCGCUUCUACCGCCGGCCGCUCCACUGCGUCUUCAAUGACACUCGCCUCGACACGCUGCUGGAGGAGUUCAAGAAGGGAAAGUCCCACCUGGCCAUCGUGCAGCGGGUGAACAAUGAAGGGGAAGGAGACCCGUUCUACGAGGUGAUGGGCAUCGUCACCCUGGAAGAUGUCAUUGAGGAGAUCAUCAAGUCCGAGAUCCUGGAUGAGACGGAUCUGUACACUGACAAUCGGAAGAAGGAGCGGGUUCCCCACCGGGGACGCAAGCCCCAGGAUUUCUCCAUCUUCAGGCUCUCAGAGAGCGAGAUGAAGGUGAAGAUCUCCCCGCAGCUCCUCUUGGCUACCCAUCGGUUCAUGGCAACAGAAGUGGAGCCUUUCAAGUCCCCCUACCUCUCCGAGAAGAUCCUGCUGCGGCUCUUGAAGCACCCCAAUGUCAUCCAGGAGCUCAAGUACGACCGAAAGAACAAGAAGGCAGCGGAGCAUUACCUCUACCAGCGCAACCGCCCUGUCGACUACUUUGUCCUCAUCCUGCAGGGGAAAGUGCAGGUGGAGGUCGGCAAGGAAGGACUGCGGUUUGAGAAUGGGGCGUUCACCUACUAUGGUGUGCCUGCCAUCAUGGCUGUUGUCUCUUCAGAAAAUGAUGUGCGAAAAAUGGGAAGCCUGGCAGGAUCCUCCUUCCUACUGCCUGUCUCAGUGUCCCGUACUUUCGCCUUCAGCAGAGGGGACUCCCUGGCUGGCUCUCCAGUGAACAGGUCACCGUCGCGCUGCAGUGGCCUCAACCGCUCCGAGUCCCCCAACCGGGAGGACUAUGGAGGCAGCAGCACGCAGCUCCACAGCAGCAGCAACAACAUCUACACGCCCGACUACUCCGUGCACAUCCUCUGCGACGUGCAGUUCGUCAAGGUGACCCGGCAGCAGUACCACAACGCGCUGGUGGCCAGCCGCAUGGACAGCUCGCCUCAGUCCCCUGACAUGGAGGCCUUCGACAGGGAUUCCACCAAGGCCUCGACUGCACGGGGAACCCCACAGACACCCAAGGAGGACCCUGCCACCCUCCUGAAUGAGAGGAACAGCAUCAUGUGCAGCCGCUCUGAGGGGCUGCGCAGUCCCAGCGAGUCAGUGUUCCUGCGCAUGGAGGGCAUCCCCUUCAUCCAGGAGGAGCUGGCUGACAACGAGGAGAACAGCAAGCGGCAGAACAGUGAGUGCUGCGGGACCGUCCUGGAAGCAGAGUCCCCAGGUCGAGAGGCCGGGACCAGCUCAUCGCCGAGCAGCUCUGAGGAGGCACUGGGCAAGAGGCUGCUGAGAUCCCUCAGUGGGCGCAAGCAGCGGACAUCGUCAGAAGGUGAGAAGUCGCCAGAGGAAAGCUCCAAUCUCGCCCCAUUAAUCACCUGAGCAGCAGUGUGGCCAGAGCACAGUGCUGGAGGCCCAUGCAGACUGGAGGUCUGCAGCAUGGGGGUCUCCUGCCGUGAGGCUCGUGUCCAACAGCAGGAGGUCUGCACUCGCUCGCUGCCUGUCCGCCCGCUCCUGCCGCCCCUCCCUGCAGGAUCUGUGCAGAGCCCCAUCCCCAGGAGAGAAAGGAUGUGCCCCCGGCAGGGCUGAACCACGCAGGCAGCCUGGACCAGUUAGCUGGAGUCCGAGGGCCCUUGCCCUUGCGAGCCGCUCCCUGGUAGCAUCUGGUCUCAAGGAAGAGAUGGAAAAAGGAAAGGUGAAAAAGUGUCUGUCACGGCAUCCCUGCAAGCAGUGCAGGGAGGGGCAGCCCAGCCCAGAACUGCCCUUUACCAUCAUUUACCAUCCCCAUCCCAGCGGGGCCUGGAGCCCCGUGGUGCCGGUGCUGCAAGACGUGGUCUCCAGCCCGAGGAGAAUGUGCUCUUUGGUGGUGCCACGCGCAGCUCAGGGCCCGGCACACGUUUGUGCCGUGCCUGGUGACACGCCGGCUUGCAGCCUCGCUCACGCUGACCAUGGACACGGCCCAGCGCUCCCGAAGCCCUGCCAGGCACAGGGCAAGGAGCCCCGCUCACCCCCGAGCGCAGCCCCCUCGCUGGGGAGGGGGCUCUCCAUGCUGCAUCGGACCAUCCUCCUCUCCACACGCCUGCCGCUGUGAGGGAGGCUCGCACCAAGACUUCGGGGUGGGACAGACCAGUCAGUAGUUUUUGUAGAGGCUCAACGCAACGGGGAUAUCAACAUUAAAAGUGAUUUUUCCCUGAGCGAUGCCCUCUCUGUGUCCACGGGAGAGGGAAAUUCUCUAACCACGCCCGGCAGCAGGCCAGGCUGCCCUCAUACCCAGCGCCAGAGCUGCCUGGAUAACAGGACUCAGCCUCACUGCAGGGAGCAAGAGAACGGUCAGCAAGUGCUGCCCAAAU